AUGCUGCUUGCCCCUGAGGGAGACCCGGAUGCACCAGACAUCCCGACCCCGCGCUCUUACGCAGAGGCGAUAGAGGGUCCCUACUCUUCUCAGUGGCAGAAAGCCAUGGACGUAGAGAUGGCUUCCUGGAAGUCCACAGGCACCUACGUCGACGAGGUUCCCCCACCUGGGGCGAACAUCGUCAUUGGCAUGUGGAUCUUCAGGAUGAAGCGGCCGCCGGGUUCUCCACCUGUCUUCAAGGCGCGUUACGUGGCUCGAGGCUUCAGUCAGCGACAGGGAGUUGACUACUUCCAAACCUUCUCUCCCACCCCGAAGAUGACCACUCUUUGGGUGCUGCUGCACAUAGCCGCUCAACGCGACUACGAGCUUCACUCUCUUGACUUCAGCACUGCUUUCCUACAGGGCAGCCUGCACGAGGAGAUUUGGCUGCGCCGCCCACCUGUCUUCACUGGGUCGUUUCCUCCUGGUACCCAGUGGAGCCUCCGGCGGCCAGUCUACGGUCUCUGCCAGGCGCCCCGUGAGUGGCACGACACACUGAGGACUACGCUUGCGGCCCUUGGGUUUGCUCCUUCUACUGCUGCCCCAUCGCUGUUUCUACGCACCGACACCUCUUUGCCGUCGUUCUACAUCGUCAUGUACGUCGACGACUUGGUCUUUGCUACUGCUGACACUGCUGGACUCGCCCACGUGAAGUCCGAGCUGCAGAAGAGACACACGUGCACAGACCUGGGUGAACUGCGCAGCUAUCACCCGGGACAGAGCACGGCCACUCCUCUGUCUACUCACCACUCGCUCUCAGCUCUGCCUUCGGAUGAGUCCGUAGAGCCGAGUGGCCCAUACCCAGAGCUUGUUGGCUGCCUCAUGUACCUGAUGACCUGCACUCGACCUGACCCGGCAUACCCUCUUAGCAUCUUGGCACGCUAUGUUGCUCCUGGGAGACACCGACCAGAGCACAUGGCUGCAGUGAAGAGGGUGUUGCGAUACUUGUGCAGUACGUCGGGCAUGGGGCUCGUGCUUGGAGGGUGGAGUCCAGUGGUCCUCACUGGUCACGCAGAGGCUUCUUGGGUUGACGACUUGGCUACGCAGCGGUCGUCAUAG
Closterium sp. Naga37s-1 is the source of this 1098-nucleotide messenger RNA. The record is from the annotation of a GenBank genome assembly. NCBI's taxonomy places the organism in Eukaryota, Viridiplantae, Streptophyta, Zygnematophyceae, Desmidiales, Closteriaceae.